GGGCUUGAGCGCGCGGAGGCGUGGAGCCAAUUGUGGCGCGCAGGCAGCCGCGCUGUGCGCUCUGCGCGCUGCCAGCUCUGGCUCAGGAGCUGCAGCUCGUAAUGCUCGUGCUCAGGGUUCCGCCAGCUUCAGCGGAGGUGUUGCAGUCAUGACAGCCUCAAAACCCGGCCAGCGCCACAGCCCACGGUAGCGCGCGGUAGGCGGCCGCCUCUGCGCUCCUCCUUCCGGCGCUGCUUGUGGAUCAGGGCGUCCCGCUGGGAGCGACGGAUCUCGGCUAAGCUGCAGUCGUGUUGGCCACGGAUGCUGCGGGCAUCCCGAGAGCUCGGCAUGCGGUGUACCCACCCCAGGAAACAGCGCUCUGUGGGCUGAGAUCUGCUGCUCUGUUUGCUGGAUCAAAGCUGAUGCGAUGGAGGAUUCCGGGAUGGAAGCGGCGGAUUCUAACCUGAGCAAGGCGGAAAAAAGAGAUGCGUUUUAUGAUGAGGAGCAUCUCCCCCCUCUGCUGGAGGAUGAGGAGAACGUGUCGCUGGCGGACAUACUCUCUCUGCGGGACAGCUGUCUGUGCGAGGAGGAGGUGUGGGCCGUGUGUGCGGAGUGCCUUCUGGCCUUACAGAGUAUCCGACCCUCCCACCUCUUCCACACGCUGUGCAUCACACCCGACACACUGGCCUUCAACGCUCACGGGAAUGUUUGCUUCAUGGAGCAGCUCAGCGACGAUCCUGAGGGCUCCUUCGUGCCUCCUGAGUUUGACCACACUGGCAGCACAUUUGAGGGCCACAUUUAUUCUUUGGGUUCAACGCUUUCUGUGGCACUCAGCUUUGUUAUUGAGCCAGAACUGGAGGCAGAUUUAGGAGAAGAAAUCCAGAAGCUGCUGGAGCAGAUGCAGGAGGAGGACCCUGAGGAGAGACCGCUCCUGCAGGACAUCCUGUCUCUGGCUGAAGUGCGGCUCUGUCACACCUCCUCUGCUGCUGUGUGCAGGAAACUGUCCGCCGUUGGGCGGCGUGUGCUCUCCAUUGAAUCCGUGUCAAACUUUCAAGAUGGACAGGAAGCUUCCUGGGAGGCGAGAUGGCAGCUUUCCAAACCCAGAUAUUUAGUGAAAAGGCUGAGCUCAGAUGAUAAGAGCCUCAACACUUCAGUGACAAAUGCUCUGUCGCGGCAGCAGGUAUGCGGGGGCUGGGAUUCCUCCCUCUGGGCUGAGGACAUGGACAGCAGUGAAGGAGACAACACCAUCUUGGCAGACGAGAUGGACUGCCGGUCUCACAACAGCUCCCCAGUGAGGAGGAGGGCUCCGCAGAGGCCGAGCAGGGCAAGGGGGGCUCUGAAUCGCUCCUGUUCUGUUCCUGACUCCAACAACCCCCCUUGUCUCUCCACUCCUACCCAUGGAGAUAUCAGCACCCCGGUUUCUGACCUGACUGAGAUCGGAGCAGAUGAGCGAUUGAGCUGCCAGUCUGUGUGGAGUGACAGACUGGAGAGACUUAACCGGGGGAAGUCCUGUGAGUCUUACCCUCACUGCAGAGCUGAGGACAGCAGAGAUGAGUCAGAAAGAAAUGAGGACGGAGAGACCUGCACCACAGAGAGAAAUAUCCAGGAGAACCAGGAAAGUCCUCCUGAAGAGGGAGCUUCGUCCUGUGCUUCCUGCCGGGAGCUGAAAAUGGAAUCGGGCACUUCAGAGGGCCGCAGCACGCUGAUCCACAGCCUCUACAUUCCUAAUAACUUCAUGACCAAAAGCAUGCUGUGCCUGAAUGAAGAAUCUCAGGAUGAGUGGAUCUCUCUGAGGGAGCUGCUGACUCGCUGUGGACGGAGGCUGAGCGUGUUUGAGCUGUGGGCUCUGUGUCACACCUGUCUGUCCUCGCUGCAAACAUACACUCACUUUCCAGCCUAUUUAUGCCUUGACACCGUGUAUGUGAGCUGUGAGGGAGAGGUGCUCUUUCUGAAACCUAAAAACACUGGAUGCCAGGAUGAAUUUUAUUUGGCUCCCGAGUAUCAAGAACAUGGCAUCGUAACUGAGAAGGUCUGUGUGUACGGAGUUGCUGGAAUUAUCUGGGCCACAGCUAAGUUCAAUUUAUCCCCUCAUCAAAAGCUGGCAAUGCCUCGCAAAAUGAAGAGACUCCUCCUGGAAAUGGCUAGACUGACACCCAUGGAAAGGCCUACCAUACUUAUGGCGAAAAAAAGCUGCCAUGACAUCCUGUCACUCAAGGGGACAGAUGCUGAGAGCGUUUGGAGCAGACUCGUUCGCAGAGUUCACUCAUCUGCCUCUAGAUCCAGUGCUUCAGAAGAUCUGAGUGCGCCAGAAGCUCACCAGUGUGAGGAGCAUUCAUCAGCUGGCGGCUUUGUGCCCAUGGCCAAUGAGAGCCCACUGGCUCCUGUGCCUGGCCCUGUUCCCCACAGCUCUCCAGUCACCAACAGACCCCCAAGAGACUUCACCAACUCUGCUUCACAUUUCGUCACCAUCAUUCUGACCAGCCAAGAAGAGAAAGAGGAGGAGAGACAACUAGGACUUGCUUCAGAAGGGUGCUCUGUGGUCAUGGAGGGGGGAGAUCUUUCAGCGGGUGGCAGCCAUGAAAACCCCUGUGAAGUUGAGUUUCUGUUGGAGAGGGAGGAAGGGCUGGAGGAACAAAGGAGCCCGGACUUCUCGGAGGACAUGGAGGACAGCGGGUUUCUGGAGUCUGAGCGAUCCAGAGCAGGAGCCGGGGGCCUCGGCCCCAGCUCAGCCUGGGCUUUGGCCUUCUUUGGAGCGGAUUGUUUUGGUCCAGAGGUGAUCGAGUAUGUAGCAAAUCUAGGGAUGCACACAAGUUCGCCGAGCCUGGACGUGAAGGCAGAGGAACUUCAGCAGCAGCUGAUUAUCGAGACGAGGAAUCUGAAGAAAACCAGAAAUUUCUACCAAAGGUUAAUUCAGCAGGAGAGGAAAAACAAAGGUUCAGAAACAAAGCUGAUGCUCUCCAAGAUGAAGUCCCAGCUUGAAGAACUGCGAUCCAAAGUGACCUUCCUGGAUUGUGUGAGAAAAUAUCUGGAGGUUCUGAGAGUGGACCGCUGGGGUUUGGAGGUGUCAUUGCUGCCCUCUCUCGCUGUGUCUGGAUGGGACUGGGAGCUUCAGUCCUCUGAUGACCCCUCAGUUCUGAGCUUCAGUGUCAACAAAGGGAAGAGUACACUCCAGGCCGGGUCUGCUCUGGGCCUCAUGGCUCACCUGUAUGCCAGAAAUGCAGCUGUUGAGGGCUACAUCCAGCAGUUCCUGUAUACCUACCGUUUCGUCUGCACCCCUGAACAAUUCCUGCAGUUCAUCAUGGAGAAAUUCUGCUGUGCCACAAGGGAGGGUCCAGAUAUGUCAGGAGACAGGGAGAAGAUCUUCCAUCGCAGUCUGGAUCUGCUGCAGCUCUGGUUGACCGACUGUAGAUCAGUAGACUUCAGAAAGUCCAGCCUAGUGGAAACAGUAGAGAACUUCCUAAACACUGAAGUGAUUCCUGCUUACAGCCAGGGUGAGGCGCUGCUCCAUGCGCUGCACGGCUGCCACACUUCACCUGCAGCCACACUGGGAAAAGGAGGUCAAACUGCAUUUGAUGAAGAUGACUCUGUGUGUUUGCGUUCAUCUUUGGAGGAUCUGUGUAGGAAAUGGAGGAUCCCACGGGUGGUGGAGUCCUCUCCCUCCAGGCCUAAAGAAAAGGCCUUCUCCAUCUCUGCUGCCCUGCCCCUGCCCUGCCACGCCUCCAUGAUGUCCAGCAUUUGCCUGCAAAAUGAAGAGCAACCCCCGUUCAGCCAACAGGAGGUCAGCGUGCAGCACGUCGCCCAGCAGCUCACCCUCCUGCAGCAGGAAAUAUUUCAAGGAUGUCAUCCAGUUCAUUUCCUCAACUCCAGGAUACAAGGAGUCAGAGACAAAGUCUUGAGUCCAAAUAAGGAUGUGUCAUGGCCCGUCCCACCAGCAGGGGGCAGGGCUGUGCUUGCUCAGGAGGGGACAGCAGACAGCUUCCUUCAGCGGCUGCUCACUCAUGCUGACAGUGUCACUAACUGGAUCUCUGCUGAAAUAGUCAUCUGUGACUCAGUGAAGUCACAAGCUGCUUUGCUGACCAAGUACUUAUGGAUAGGAAAACACUGCUACGAGUGGAGGAACUUUGCCACAGCCAUGCAGGUCCUUCGCGCUCUGGAAAAUGUGAUUGUCAGGCAAUUACCAGCUUGGAAACACCUGACUUCCAAGAUUUUUGAGAUCCUGGAGGAGCUGCGAGCUGUGCAGGUUUUCCUGAAGAGUGAUGACCUGUGUCUCAUGGGGGGACAGCACACUCAGAGGAGGCCCACCCUGCCCUCAGCACACAUCCUCGCCAUGCACGUCCAGCAGCUGGAGAUCGGCGCUUUCACGCUCACCACUGGAGCCUACAAGUGGAACAAACUCAGGAGCAUAGCAAAGGUGGUGAGUCAGGUCCACGCCUUCCAGGAGGCUCUGUACCCCUACAAGCCAGACAGAGACCUUCAGGCCUACUUGCACAGCCGGAUUACCAGGCUUGCCAACUCGGACAUCCACCUUUUGGCAGCUGACAACGAUGCCAACUUUCAGCAGUCCAACGAGCGUCAGACGCGAAGAAUCCACAACACUCUGAAAAGAGUGAAGGCCACCUUCCAGUGAAAGCCCCAUCACUUUACAAAGUCAGACACUGUGACAAGGUCGAUGCCUCUGUCGUCCCUGCUCUGAUGUUUCUUUUGCUGUGAUGUUUCUCAUAAGUCUGCAGCAUAACCUUCAGCUUCCAGGGAAACUGGCUUCAUCACUCUCAUUUCUAGCAGGUUCUGCAGCUAAUCUCUGCUCUGUUUGAUGUUUGAUUAACUCGCUUUCACACAAAAGGAAAAGACAUGUUUCUUCUUCACAGUGAUUCUCCUUCAUUUUGUUUGUGCUUCUGUGUUAUUGGACUGGAGCAUCGAUGUCAAUCAUAGUCUCACAUUUGGACAACGUUUAUCAAAACUGUAAAAUGUAUAUUUAAAGUUAAGUUUGAUUAUCAAAACUGAAUAAACUGGCAACAUGUGCCAAGGUUUGAGGCGCUGUGAAAGGCAGCUGCCACCAUGUGAUGGAUCAACGUUUGCUUAGGAUGAACACAUCCGGAGCACCAUUUAACUCAUGUUUGAUGCUUUAAGUGGCAUCCCGCUUUUACGUGCCUUUGAAGGGCGAACGUUCGGCUUAUUUAGGAGAAAAUCUUUUUUGAUUCUGACAUUUGUUUUGUUCAAGUGACAAUAGCUGAGGUCAACAGAAACACACAAACCUACCUGUUGUUGCACAAAAAGGGACAUCAACUGAAAGAUUUGUUACCUACUGUAAAUUAUACUUUUAAUUAUUAUUAUUUUUUUUUUGUGGGAUUAGUUUGAAAUUUAGAUGUGUCAUUUUCUUUCAAGUGCUAUACUACCAUUGUUCAUAUUUCAGUCUGUCACUUUUUGACAUGUAUAUCUGACAAAAAAAAAUAUAACACAGUUUACAUUUCCUAAUCUGAUCGAGUUAUCUCAGGUGUGCAACUAAAAUGUAGUAAAACUUUUAGAAGAAGAAAGUAAGACCCUCAUUUCCCAUUGAGUCUUUGAUAAACAGUCGUUCAAAGCUCAGAAAACAGGCGGCAAGUGUCAGUACUGUUGUUUUUUUGUUUUCUUUUCUUUUCAAAGAAAACGUUCUAAACCCAGUUAAAGAGCUAUGCACCCUUCUGCUCUCUUUGGGGUCCAGAUGACUCCACCCACAUAUUGAUGUGUGAUUCUUCCAUCACAAAUGUGGACAAAGGUGGACAGGAUUUUAUGUCUGCCAUGGACAUUAGUGAUACUCAAAAAUCAAAGAUAAAAAAAAGUUCAGCGCACUGUCUUGUGGGGUCCAGAUGACCCCACUUAUAAUGUAAACAAGCCAAGGAGAGCAGAAAGGUUCCAGACAAGCCCAGUUUUGACACUGGAAUGACUGCGUUUGUCAUUACGAUGUGAAUAUGCGUCAGCAUUUUCGGUGCGGUGGGCCAUAAAUAUUUAAAACAAUAUAUCAUAAAAUGUAAAUGAUAGUUAUUUUGUGACUGUUGGCUGAUUGUUUCAUAAGUUAAGAGCUAGAAAAUCUGUGCUGUAAAAUCAAUAGUUCUGCUGUAGUAACAUGUUUACUACUACAGGGUCCUUACAGUCUGACACAUGCAUGUUUAUAGACUUCUGCCUUCUAUAGACAUCUCUCGCCACAUAACUAUUGAUUGAUUGAUAGUAAACCGUUUCUGUAACUAUGUGUAAAAUAGGCUGUGAUUAUAAACACAACUUAUUGAUCCUUUGUAUGACGAGGCAGACAGCGCUGUGCUUGUCCUGUCUUUCAUAGGAGAUAUUUAUUAUUUGUGUGUUUUUGCAUGUGCUGGUUGAGACCUUCCCCUCAGCUUGAAGUAGCUGCUUUCAGCUUCACUUCUUUCAACUCCAGCACAGAUACAGUUUUCAAAA
Oryzias melastigma (Indian medaka) is the source of this 6405-nucleotide messenger RNA. Its product is annotated as kinase non-catalytic C-lobe domain-containing protein 1. Gene Ontology annotation, molecular function: guanyl-nucleotide exchange factor activity. The record is from RefSeq and is a predicted model, not a curated record. The coding region runs from base 407 to 4606 and encodes 1399 amino acids. NCBI's taxonomy places the organism in Eukaryota, Metazoa, Chordata, Actinopteri, Beloniformes, Adrianichthyidae. Gene Ontology annotation, biological process: small GTPase-mediated signal transduction. The transcript has 28 exons.